AUGGAGUCCUUUCUCGGUCUCGAUCUCACAAGGAACUAUUCCUUCUUCACAGUCCCAGCUGCAUUCUUCAUCAUCACGUUCCCUCACGCCUACACCAUCACCGCAGGUGCCAAAGGGACCUACGACAACUGUAACCCUCGCUCUCACAAGGACAGAAUCGCCAGUUGCCAGACUCUUGAUAAAUCUCAUAAACAAUUCCUCCUCCGUGCAAAAGCUGCCACAGAAAACGGCCUCGAAACUAUCGGUUGCUAUGCCGCAGGCAUCUUGGCCGCAAACUUCGCAGCUGUACCAGCGCCAACAAUCAAUAUCCUUGGUCUCGGUUAUGUUGUGAGCCGUCUCCUGUACAACAUCGCUUACCUGUGGUUGCAGGAUAAUCCCCGACUAUCACGGACUGUUGGCUUUCAGUCUUCUGAAGUACAGAACUCCGGAUUCCCGCCUGGUCUCACACUUCUCGGUCACUUUAUUCGCCUUGUGCAAUUCUUUGCCUCGGGUAUAGUAGGAGGAAAUCGCAUCUGCCGAUUCCUUACGCGGCUCUUCGCCUACUGCACCUGUUCUCUGUUGUUCUAG
Fusarium mangiferae is the source of this 567-nucleotide messenger RNA. RefSeq lists its product as uncharacterized. The record is from RefSeq and is a predicted model, not a curated record. The transcript has 4 exons. Gene Ontology annotation, cellular component: membrane. Bases 1 to 567 code for a protein of 188 amino acids. Lineage: Eukaryota; Fungi; Ascomycota; Sordariomycetes; Hypocreales; Nectriaceae.